ACCUGCUAUUACCUCGUCACGACAUACCAUGUCAAGUCCCGAUACGUGCCCUCUGGGUCAAUGUUACUGAAUAGGCUUGACUGAUCCUCCUCUAGGCUUAUAGAAAGGCUGCUCCGAGCUUUACAAUACGCGUACCUUCAAGGAGACGUAAGUCCCGACCGCGAGGAUCUAGUCAAGAUGGCUGCUGCUUCGAUCUGUGCUGGAGGCGAGGACACGAUUAGACGGCCUUCAUCGGUUUCCCAUGUCAAUUAUCUUAUCAUGUGCAUCUGUUGCAGACCGUCUCAGGCUCAGCCGCUCAAUAAGAGAUGGACACUGAUUGGUACCGAAAGAAUCCCGCGCAUGGAAGAUCGCGAUCGAUUACCUUACGUGAAUGCUCUCAUUUCAGGAGGGCUUUCGAUGGCCAUCCCCUCCCAUACCGUUGACUACGCAUUGAUCCCUACUUUCAACGACAAAUGAGAAACUCAUUUCAUCGCAGAAAAAACGCUUCAUGACCCAGGGAUCUAUGCGGAUCCCUUCGCAUUCAAUCCCGACUCGGA
This is a messenger RNA of Laetiporus sulphureus 93-53, 536 nucleotides long. RefSeq lists its product as uncharacterized. The transcript has 5 exons. Bases 178 to 456 code for a protein of 92 amino acids. NCBI's taxonomy places the organism in Eukaryota, Fungi, Basidiomycota, Agaricomycetes, Polyporales, Laetiporaceae. The record is from RefSeq and is a predicted model, not a curated record.